Molecule: messenger RNA, 2373 nt
Organism: Anneissia japonica
Lineage: Eukaryota; Metazoa; Echinodermata; Crinoidea; Comatulida; Comatulidae
Exons: 5
Coding region: 66-1679 (537 amino acids)
Source: RefSeq, a predicted model, not a curated record
AAAAGACGUUGCAGGAGGUAGGCCUAUGAGCAGUUUGGAUCGCUAAUGUAUUUACGUAUUCACCUAUGACACGACACAUGAGAACAGUGAUUAAAAAAAAAAUCAUUCGAUUGAGAAUAAGCAUUUACCAAAAGAUGAAGCUUGUUUACACCGCGGUUAUAUCAUUAAUUGCACUGUUUACAAAUGGAAAAUGUAUGAAGUUAGCAAAAGUUUCGAGAGAAUAUCGAUGUGACAAUACACACUGCGAAAAGAGAUGCUUUCGAUAUCCAGCGGUUUCAAAGUCACGAAGUGGUGAAAGUACCUGUAUUCGUGGAGAUCCGAAGUCACGCGCAUUAAAAGCAACGACCGAGCAUGUAUCGGUUAGCCCCCGUCACAUUACACAUUCUGUGACACCAUUAGACAUGAAAAGCACUAUUGGGACAACAGAUACUAUCCCUGUGGCACAUCUUGUGACACAAAGUGACACAAGCACCACUGUGACAAGUAAUGCGCAGUACAGCGUUGGAAGUAGCAGUGAAAAUAUCAUUUCCAUCGGUGCCCAUCAUCACCACCAUGUGACACAAGGCGACACAAGCACCAUUGUGACAAAUAAUGUCCAGAAUAGUGUUGAAAGUAGCAGUGAAAAUCCCACCUCGGUGGGUCCCCAUCACGCUACACAAUCUGCGACACAAGAUGCGACAACCGAUUUGAUUAUGAAGUUCCUUCACAUCCUUGUGUGUUUAUGUGUGAUUCAAAAUGGAACAUGCAGUAUUUGCAACCAACGACAAAAAUACGUGAAAGUAGCGGGAGAAUAUCGAUGUGUUGACACACUUAAGUCCAAGUGCUAUAGGUAUACUGGCAAAGGCCAACAGAUGAAGUUCCUUCACAUCCUUGUGUGUUUAUGUGUGAUUCAAAAUGGAACAUGCAGUAUUUGCAACCAACAACAAAAAUACGUGAAAGUAGCGGGAGAAUAUCGAUGUGUUGACACACUUAAGUCCAAGUGCUAUAAGUAUACUGGCAAAGGCCAACAGGUAACUCCAGACAUUGAGAGCACAAGUAUUCUGCCACCGCAACGAGAUUUAGAUGCGUACUUAUUGGCGCACUACGCGUUUGAAGGCAACACUGACGAUGUGUCUGGAAGUUCAAGACACGGUGAAUUAAAUGGCACCGAUAUGGGUUACAUCGAUGGGAUUGUGGGUACAGCGAUUAAAUUGAACGGAACCACCAGAGUACUGGUGCCAAGUUUUGAGGACUACUUUUUUGGGAAUGCAUUUUCGGUCAGCGUAUGGUUCAACUACGAUGGAACGCACACAAGUACUCAAGGAAUCAUCAAUAAUGGCUUCAAAGAACACGGAUCGUGGGAGAUAAGAACCCGUUCUGGCUACACUGAGCUCACGGCGUCUGUUAAUUACCCUCCUGCAGUAUUCAGAUAUAUGGGAUUCACUCCUGGUGAAUGGCAUCAUAUUGCUAUGACGUUUAAUGGCACCAAGCUCUUGUUCUUUUUAGAUGGAGCGAGCCAAACGCCUGAUACCGAAUGUUGCAGUGUUCCAAUUGGUGUACGUCCUAACAGAGUUACUAUCGGACAAGUCGGGAUUGGUAUGGAAGAUAAAUAUUUCUAUGGGUCAAUAGACGAAGUAAAAUUAUUCAAUACCUCUUUAUCAGAAGAAGAGGUACUUACAUUGUUUGAAAUUUCAAAUUGAACCGUUUCUAAUUUGUAGUUGGGCUUGGUGGAAAUAAAAAGAUCCCUUCCCACCUCCAGGCUCCUCAAUUCUCUCAUAAACCAGGAAUUUUCAUAAAUGAAGAGCUCCAUUUGUUUAAAACAUUAUUAUUGAAACGAAGUAAACGAAGGUGAAGUGGGUGAGGUGGCGAAUGUGAUUAUAAGUGAGGGAUAACUCGCAAAAUUAGGUAUAGGACUUAUCUAACAGAACAAACGUUACUCCGAAUAAAGAAAGCCAUGAUUUGAAGUUUCGAACUUUAUUUGGUCAUCUUCAGGAAUGUAGAUGAUAUGAUAUGUAUUAUCACCAUAUUGAGCGUGAUUUUUUGUUUCGAACAUUUCAAUGUGGUGGGGGCGAUUGGAGGGACAGUUUUUUUAGGGAUGUGCCCCCUUCCGCACGCAUCCCUAGAUACGCCACUGCUCAUCUCUCCUUAAUUGUUUCUUUUCAUCUGCAUAAGAUUGUCUCUGUCAAGCUUAAUAAACUAGUAAGAACUUCAUAUACCUCACUUCAGCUAUAGGCUUCAUUAAUUUAUCGUGACGUAUAUUAAACCAGUACUGUGCCCUGCCUGGGCUGUCUCUUUUUAAACUUACGUCGACGUGGUUAUCCCGAUUGGUACUGGUAUGUAUUGAGAAAAUGUAACCCACAAGGCAGAACAAUUGAAAGUCAUAUUAGAUUACAA